Molecule: messenger RNA, 8206 nt
Organism: Caenorhabditis sp. 36 PRJEB53466
Lineage: Eukaryota; Metazoa; Nematoda; Chromadorea; Rhabditida; Rhabditidae
Source: the annotation of a GenBank genome assembly
AUGCUUCGGCUAACCCUAACACUUUUGGCCGCCGUGUUCCAUGGACACGUUCGCUCGGCAGAUGUGCUUUUCGUGCCGAGCACCUUGUUCCCCGUCCACUCGUACACUAUGGCCACGCUGGCAAACGAGCUGGCCGGCCGCGGCCAUCGAAUCACUUGGAUCGAGAUUGGACCAGUGCAGGUAAGGCGCAGAGGCGAAAUAGUGAAAUACAGACUUGCAACGGGCCGGGCCGGGCCAAAAUUGGAAAUUUUCCGGCCCGGCCCGGGAGGAUGCACCUAAAAAUUCAAAGCGAACUAGAACUUCGAAACGAACAUAAUUUUAUAGACUUAAAGGACCAGGGAACCCAAAAAUUUUUUGAUUUUUUUGUGAAAUGUUUUUGUGACUGUUUGAAUUGUCUCUUAUUGCCUCAUACACUGGUGAAAUGGUGACUCUCAAAAAUGCCAAUGAACGAAACGGCAUGCAGUUGAAGUUGUGGCCGUGGCCUAGCGCCAAUGGCCGAAAAAUAUAUAAAAAUAUAUGCGCUUCUCGGUCAUUUUAUUUUUUCCGCUUUUUUACCGGUUUUUUCCAAAAAUUCACGGUUUCUCCCAUUUUUCAGUUGAUUGACAUUGGUUCGGCACUUACUUAUUUUUUCACAGCUAAAAAAUUGUUUUCAUUCAGUCGAUAUGAAGUGCCAAAAUGGGAGAAACCGUGAAUUUUUGGAAAAAAACGUGUAAAAAAACCGAAAAAAUAAAAUGGCCGAGAAGCGCAUAUAUUGUUAUAUAUUUUUCGGCCAUUGGCGCUAGGCCACGGCCACAACUUCAACUGCAUGCCGUUUCGUUCAUUGGCAUUUUUGAGAGGCAGCAUUUCACCAGUGUAUGAGGCAAUAAGAGACAAUUCAAACAGUCACAAAAACAUUUCACAAAACAAUCAAAAAAUUUUUGGGUUCCCUGGUCCUUUAAAAUUGCAACAAAUCAGUCAAAUUUGGACCACGAAGAAAUGAGAACAAAGUAAACAAAAUGUGUACAAACAGAUUUUACUCAAAAAUCACUUUUUUUUAUCUUUCUUCCGUACCAAAAUUUGCAGUUGUUUCGCAGAAAUAGUUAGUUGACCGCCGUUUUCUUCAAGCACUUUGUCUUCGUCCAUUUUUACCCACCAAACUUUGAAAACGGCCUACGUUAUCGUCGUUUUGCUUCAAUUUCGAAGAUUCAUUGUAAAAACCAGCAGAAAUAGAAAAAAAGACGAAAAAGGCAAUGUUAUAGCAUAAAAACCUGUUAAAAAAUAGAAAUUGCUGUUUAAAGUCGCAAAAUUUUCACAAAAAUUACGAAAAUUUUCUCAAGAGUGGGCGGAGCGAUUGAUUGCAACUCUGGCACGCCAUUUUAGCAAUUUUGCCGCACGCGUUUUCCUCUUCCUUCAUAUUUUUUUUGCAUAUUUUUUUUGAGGUCUAACUUCCGGGCCGACCGGGCCGGGCCGGGAUUUGGCAAGUCUGGUGAAAUAUGGUCAACUGAAAAGUUGUAGAGCAUAAAAUGAGCUAUCGAUUGGUUUUUUAAACGUGCCGAAAUCUCGAAAAUCGACCGAGAUACAAGAGCCGAAAGUGAACUCUCAUUUUCAGUCGAAAACAGUGCUCUCCAAGUCGGUGACGCGCGAGCAUUGGCCCGCCCAUUCGGCGAUCAAACUCUUCAGGACAUUUAUCAGUUCCGAAAUCACACCUCACACACAAAAGUAAGCCAAUUAUCCGCAAAUUUCAGGCGAAAACCCCCGUUUUUACAGCUGUGGGACGCGGAUUUCCAAAAUUCGAACGAGCAAACGACCGGCUGGCUGGCGUCGAUUCGUCUCUGCGAUUCGGUGCUCGCGCGCAGCAAGGCCAAAUUCGAUAGGCUCGUCGAGCAAAAGUUCGACACGAUUGUCGUCGAUGAUUUGUACAAUCCGUGCGGAAUUCUGCUGGCCGCACUAAAAAGUGAGUUCAAGGGAAAUUGGGUUACGUUCUCGAGUUCUAGAAGUUUUUCAGCGAACACUUGACAACUAGUACGCACUUUUUUCUAGCGCCACUUUGAAGAGUACUGUAGCGCUCUUUUCAAGCGCUUCCAAAGUGGUCCUAGACAAAAAUGAUCAACUAUCAAAACAGAGUACUAAAUGUCAAGGCUUCACACAAAACGUUUGAGGGCCGUACGAUCUUGCCUUAACUCUACAAUAUCCGUUCAAAGUGUUCAGAGUCGGUGUACGUGUACUGGUCGCAAACCGCUCUGCGAACCGAGUCCGCGUGGGCCAACCAAUCGCCCUCUCCGCCCAGUUAUCUGCCGGUCGCCGGGACCGGACUCACCGACGAGCUGACAUUUUUCGAGCGCGUCUACAACGUGGCGUCCUACUUCAAGCAGCUCUACAUUCAUCAGCACAUUGUGCAACCGAGAAUCGACGCGGUUUUUCAGGUACUUGUAUUGUAGUUGUGUGGACGAAAGCAAAUCGAUUGAUUUCCAUCCCAGAAGUACUAUCCGGGCGUUGAGACGACGUUUGAAAUCGAGCGAAACGCGUCGAUUAACCUCGUCAAUACGCCGCCGAUUUUCGACUUUUCGAGACCCUACAUGCCACGUGUCAACUUCAUCGGAGCUAUUCAUUGUCGGAAGGGAGUGGAACUGCCGAAGGUAGAACUAAAACUUCUAUAUCUCGAGACGCAAUACCUAUUUGCAAAAGGUGUCAACUCGAAAGUUGUUGCAAUUUUUGUGCUCUACAACUUUCUAGUUGAUCACUUUACUCGAAAAGUGUUGGUUCUUGAGUUAUACGCUCUUUCAGGAGUACCUCGAUCCGAUCACCGCCUCGUCUUCCGGCUUCGUGGUCCUCUCGACCGGUUUCACCGCCCAAUGGUCCCUGGCGCCCGCGCCGAUCCGCGACGCCUACCUCCACACGUUCCGUUCGCUGCCCGAUCUCCUCUUCGUCUGGCAAUUCAACUCGCUCGCCGCCAUCCCGAACCUUCCGCCGAACGUCGUCGUCCGGCCGUGGCUUCCCCUCCAAGACCUGCUCGCCCAUUCGAAAUGUCGGGCUCACGUGACGCACGGCGGUCUGAACAGUGUCAUCGAGUCGGUGUAUCACGGCGUUCCGGUCGUCGGCGUGCCGUUGACCGCGCGUGGACUCGACAAUGUGUUGAGGGUGACGGCGCGCGAUUCGGGAGUGCUCAUCGAGAAGGAUCGGUUCGGUGCGGAGGCGUUGACCGACGCGAUUCGGGAGGUUGUCGACAAUGAGAAGUGAGUGUCGGCUGACGAUGGUUGCGAAAACGUCCAGCGGUUUCGGAAUAAGACACUUUGCAACCAAGACAUUUAAAAGCCAUCCCAAGGAUGUUCUGACCUAGUUGCAGAACGUCUCAAGCAGUUGCAAAGCAGUUGCAAAUAAAACUUGCUUCGAUAAUAUCGGAAUGUUGUGGAUUCUAGACGUUUUACCACUAAAGGACACUUUGCAACUAGAACUAUCUAAACCUUUAUGAUUUCAAAGUUUCAAUUAGUCCUAGUUGUCAGAAAAGUCACGAUCUGUAAGUAUCCAAAUUGCAGGUACAAAACGGAGAUGCUCGUGUUCCAAGACAUGGUCAUCGACGUUCCCUACACAGAGCUCUACCACGCCGCCUUCUGGAUCGAGUUCAUCGAGCGCCAUCAAGAGGUUCCGCACGCACGAAGCGGUGCCGAUCAUCUCAACGUGCUUCAGUACUUCCUCGUCGACGUCAUCGCCUUCUUCUUCUUCGUCAUCUUCUGCUCGUUGUCCGCUGUCUACCUGACCGUCCGAACCGUCUUCCGAGCUCUCGGAGCAUUGAUUGGCGGCGUGAGAGGAGCCGCCGCGCCGAGAGUUUUGGCAAAGAACAAGAAAAACGAUUGAGCUCUUCUGUUUGAUAGCCCCUAGCUCCCCCACUAUCUCUUUUUUUCAUUUUCGUUCGGGUUCGUCUCACAUAAAGUAUUGUUGAUGCAUUUUAUUUAACUGGUCGCUUAGUUGGACAAAUAUUAGGUAUCCUAAAUGGAAAAAUGUGACAAAAACAUGCGAUGACGUCAAGAUUGUAUCUUGUACAUGAACAUCUACGAGGUCGUUUGUGUAACUUGUGAGUUAAAGUGAAAGUUAGACGGAUAGGUCAUUUUUCAGUAUGUUUUUACCAUUUACACCCUGAAAUCGUCUUUUGUAGCGCAUGUACUCUAUAUAUAAUUGUCUUUUCAUCAUGUACGUAAUGUCAUCUUGUUGCAAAUUUUAUGCUGAUCAUUUUUGUAGUUGACAAAAAGUUUGUAGCUCUUUUGGUUUUCGAGAUAAUCGCUGAAAACCAACCUACGAGUUGCCUUUGCGUUUUUUCGAUUUAUCUCGAAAACCAAACGAGUUAUCAGAAAAGUGUCAACUAGAAAAAUGAUCAGCACAAAAUUCUCUAUUCAAUUGUAUCAUUUGUAAACUUAUAAUAUCAGAAACAUGGGGCAAAAAGUGUUCAGACACAUAGCCUGACGUUUUAAAGCAAUUAGAGUGAAAGUAGCGAAGGUCAGUUCUCUGUAUGUACUACGAAACACCCAGGAAACGUGUUUUGUAGCUGGACAAGACCAUUACCAAUUUGUUUGAAAGUUGUGGCCUAGAAGUUGAAGUCUUGGAAUUCUAGGCCAUCACUUUACUAGCCAUUAUCAUCAAUCCACUUUUGACCUGUAAAAGUACCAUGUUAAUAACAUGUUAUUGUAAAGUUUAUUGUAUCAUUGGAUAGAGAAUUUUGUGCUGAUCAUUUUCGUAAUUGACAUUUUUCGCGUAGCUCUUCUGGUUUUCGAGAUAAUCGCUGAAAAUGAUAAGCUCCCAAAAACCGGUUUUUUGAGACGGUUGAUUUUCAGCGAUUAUCUCGAAAACGUGAAGAGCUAUUGGAAAAGUGUCAACUGAAAAAAUGAUCAGCACAAAAUUCUCUAUCCGAAACUGUACCAUUUAAAUGGAUAAUAUCACUGACCAGGCCGGAACGUGUGUAGAAACAUUGUUAAACUUUCCAAGGCCAUUCCCACUCGAUUUUUUGACUAUUCCACGUGGCAAUCGUCUAGAAACUGGAAAAACGAACACACAUUCUGGUUAUGUGUACACAUUGAUAAAUUCUUUAAUAAUGAUGAUCUCGAACUGUUUUGGAGGGAAAAAGAGGGGCAAAAGAACAGGUUCCUUCCUUUUUGUCUCUCUCUCUCUCUCUCUCACCUGACUUCUUCUUCUUCUUCUUCUUCUUCUUCUUCUUCUUCUUCUUCUUCUUCUUCCUACUGGUCACGGUCUUCUCCUUCUUCCUUGUCAUCAUCAUUCAUCGAUAUUAUAGUUCUAUCGAAAGAAAAUUGGAUAUCGAUUGGAAUCAGUGGGUCUCGAUCAGUGAGAGGCCUUCUUUUCUGUUUUGUGAUCAUUCGUCUUGCCAGACCCCCCCUCUAUAUUUUUACCAUUAUUUUCAGUGUUUUCCUACUCGUUUCUGGCCUAGAAAGCCCAUUUGAUGGCCUAGAAUCUCAAUUUGGUGACUGUUCGGCCCAUAGAAGGUUUCUAGGCCAUUGAGCCGGAUUUCUAGGCCGCAACCUCCAACUUUUCAAUUUUUAAAUAAAAUUUGGAAUCCUAGGCCACGCUGGAACAUUUCUAGGCCAUGCCGUCGCACGACAUUUGCACAAGAACCAUGUGGCUCCUAUCGCUGCCGCUCGGCGUACUUUUGGUCCUUUUCGUGGCGCUCACCGCCUACGCAACUUACAGGUAAACAUUUUCUUCUCUUGCUGGCAAACUACAGUAAUCCCAUCGAUUUGAGUUUACAUACGUUCGUACCGAUCGCGCCGGACAAUGAGAUUAACUGCGAGUGCAUGCUCAACGCCACUUCCGACGAGUAUUUGACGUAUUUGGAGAAUCGGACGGUAUUGGCACCGACGGACAAUGAUCGAAGGUACAGUAAUCCGUUCAGGCGUACUGUAGUUUAUCAAUUCCAUUUCCAGUUGCUUCCAAAUCCGGCGACGUCGAUAUCUGCCGCAGGACAUGCCGAAAUCGGUGGGCGGCAAUCAUAACUUGUUUUUUAUUCGAGUCGUCAUGAGGGUACAGUAAUCUUGAUCCUACCGUAAUCUGCCUACAGUAAUCCUUUAGGACUAUGAUUUUGUUGAAGAAGUGCUCACAAUGAUGUACAAUCCCAUCAACUUCUUCUGCUUUGUGUUGGACUCGGCGGCGGAUGAGCAGUUUCAGCAGAGGGUUAGGAAAAGCGCCAGCGCACUGGAAAUGCGUCAACGCACCAACAUUGCGUUAACAGAUUUCGAUAGAGAAUUUUAUGCUAAUCAUUUUUGUAGUUGACAGUUUUUUGAUAGCUCUUCUGGUUUUCGAGAUGUGUUGAAAAAACUAAACGCCUCUCAAAAGUGCUAGAUUUUGGAAGCCCUUGGUUUUGAGCGAUUAUCUCAAAAACCAGAAGAGCUACAAACUUUUUGUCAACUACAAAAAUGAUCAGCACAAAAUUUUCUACAAAAUGACAUUUAACACUUACACAAAACAUGCACGUACUCAGAGUAUAGACCAGGGGUGUGCGGAAAAUUUUUUUCGGAAAAUUUCGGAAAAUCGGUUUUUCCGAAUUUUUUUUUUCGGAAAAUUUCGGAAAAUCGGGUUUUCCGAAUUUUUUUUUUCGGAAAAUUUCGGAAAAAUCGGAAAAAUCGGAAAACUCACUUGUUCAUUGGUUCAAUAAAGUGUUUAAACAACGUUCUAAUACAAAAAAUGCUUAUUAUGAUUUGAAAUCACUUGAGUGGGCGGAAGCCAAGCAAUGGAAUAUUUUUUUGCAAAAAAAUUAGCCGAGAGAAGCUCUCCGGGUCCAGUAUUUUCCGAUUGUCAGUGAGAAUGAGACGCGCGAAAGAAAUUGCGUAAAAUUUAAAAAUCAAAUUUAAAAAGACGCUCGCUGCUAGACCCUUCCAAAAAUUUUGUGAUGCGCCUUUAAAAAGCAUACGGUGGUUUCGGACAAAUUGACCUUGAAUCCACACUAAUUUUCCGAAAAUUUUGCCGAACAUUUUCGGAAAAUUUUCCGUCGGAAAAUUUUCCGAACAUUUCUCGGAAAAUCGGAAAAUUUCGGUAAAUCGAAAUAUUUUCCGCACACCCCUGGUAUAGACCCAACAAACUUACAUCAAGUUCUCACUUAUUCCAGAUGUUCCGAUUGGGAGAUUGUAUGGUCAAUAUAUUGGUGCCACGCGAAAUGUUCAACACUUCGACGGCUCACGGCCUUCUAAACGCGCACAAACGAUGUUUGAAGGAAAUCGACGAGUUCGAGUGGAAGCACGCAAUAAUCACGGCUGUAAGUUGGUGUGGCCUAGCAAAAUCUAGGCCAUGCACACCUUUUUUUCUUCGAAAAUGUUUCAGGAACACGACAUUCCACUUCAUUCUACCAAAUUUCUGUCCAGACGGUCUCGAAGACUUCGCGAUAUGGUCGAGAUGAAUGGGUGAGGCAGAGUUUCGGUUUUCCAACUUUUUUUUCUAUAUUUCAGAGUUCAUUUCAAAGAGGAACAGUUGGAAAAUGCGAAUCCUAACGAUACUACAUCUCAAUGUAAGCAAUAUCUGAGAAAAAUUCUGAAAAAUCUGAAAAAAAACAAAAAAAAAAUUGCAGUAUACCAAGUGACGAGGAAUUGGAUCCAACACUUGUGCUCCGUGGCCACAAUCAGUCAUAGUCAACACGAGCGACUCUACAAGUACCUUUUACAAACUCCCGACUUCAAUUUGCCCGAUGAGGAACAUCGCGAGACGGGAGUUGUUGAGCACAACUGCGACACGCACAAAUACGAUGUGGACGGAUCGUGUCUGUACGCCAUGGAGGCCUUUCCUAGAAUCAGGUAAGGACGGCGAUUUUGUUGCAAAUUUUGUGCUCAUCAUUUUUGUAGUUGACAAAAAAUUUGUAGCUCUUCUGGUUUUUGAGAUAAUCGCCGAAAACCAAGAGCUUCCAAAAUCUUUAUUUCUUUUGAGAGGCGUUUAGUUUUUUCAAUAUAUCUCGAAAACCAAAAAAGUUAUCAAAAAACUGACAACUACAAAAAUGAUCAGCACAAAAUUCUCUAUCAAAAUGUAUAAUAGUUAACUGUUGAAAACGCUUAAACAUUCAUAAAACUCUUGCAGGAACACGACGCGCCUAUUCAUUCGAGCCGAUCCGCACUACGACUUUGGUUUUGUGCAGUGUGUGCACGAGGUAGUCUUCGAAAGGACUUAUUUCGAUCCGAUUUCGAAUAUGAAUGCUAAUAAUUAUCUGUACGGCUCUCAUACGAACAUUGACGAUUAUCGACCGUAG